AUGGGUACCGGAAAGAAAGAGGCAACCAGGAGGGAGCGGCAGGGGAAGACUGGCGAUGGCAUGAGCAAUGUCAGGACCAAGGGCGAGAACUUCUAUCGCGAUGCGAAGAGGGUGAAGCACCUGAACAUGUUCAAGGAUGGCAAGGCCCAGAGGAACGCACGCGGUGAAAUCACCAAGGCUGCCUCGUACCAGUCCAAGGAAAUUCCCAAUGCCCGCAUCGAGCCGAACCGCAAAUGGUUCACCAACUCCCGCGUCAUCAGCCAAGAAUCCCUCUCGGCGUUCCGCACCGCCAUGGCUGAGCGUGCAACAGACCCAUACUCGGUGCUGCUGAAGUCGAACAAACUUCCCAUGUCCCUGAUCAGAGACGGUCAGGACAAAGUCAACGGGAUCAAGCAACAUCAAGCCAAGAUGACCAUUGACACGGCUCCGUUCAAGGAUACUUUCGGCCCCAAGGCACAGAGGAAGCGAGUGAAGAUUGGUGUCUCGAACAUCGAGGAUCUUGCGGGAGAGACAGUCAAGUCCCAUGAUAACUACCUGGAUCGUCUCGAGCAAGCACAACUGCUGAGCGGAAACUCUGGAGCUGGGGGCGAGGGUGACGACUUCGACAUGACCUCAGCAGCACGUGAGGCUGUCUUCUCCAAGGGCCAGAGCAAGCGUAUUUGGAACGAGCUGUACAAGGUCAUUGACUCUUCCGAUGUGGUAAUACACGUCCUGGAUGCCAGAGACCCUCUUGGUACGAGAUGUCGGUCUGUGGAGAAGUACAUCAGAGAGGAGGCACCUCACAAGCACCUGAUCUUUGUGUUGAACAAGUGUGACUUGGUGCCGACGAAGAUUGCUGCUGCUUGGGUCCGCUAUCUCUCGAAGGAUUACCCCACCCUCGCUUUCCACGCUUCGAUCAACAACAGCUUUGGAAAAGGCUCUUUGAUCUCUCUCCUCCGCCAAUUUUCUUCCCUUCACUCCGAUCGCAAGCAAAUCUCUUGUGGUUUGAUUGGCUACCCCAACAUUGGCAAGUCUUCUAUCAUCAACACGUUGAGGAAGAAGAAGGUUUGCACGACGGCGCCCAUCCCCGGUGAGACGAAGGUCUGGCAAUAUGUCACGCUCAUGAAGCGGAUUUACCUCAUUGACUGCCCCGGUAUCGUCCCUCCGAACGGCAACGACACUGAUGCCGAUCUUUUGCUUCGUGGUGUCGUGCGCCUUGAGAAGACGGAGCAUCCCGAGCAGUACGUUGCCGCUGCGUUGGCCAAGUGCAAGAAGCAGCAUGUGCUGCGGACAUACGAGCUCAAGGACUACAAGGAUCACGAGGAUUUCUUGGAGCAGCUUGCCCGAAAGGGUGGAAGACUGCUGAAGGGUGGCGAAGCUGAUCUGGAUAGUGUUGCCAAGAUGGUGCUCACCGAUUUCAUGCGCGGCAAGAUCCCGUGGUACACUCCCCUUCCAGACAAGGAGGAUGACGACCAGGCUGCAAGUUCCGAGAGCCGACAAGGCCGUCUUGGUGAGAUGCCUCGCAAGAGGAAGCGCGAGGAGGAGACCAAGUCGGAAGCCGGAGGCGAGGUUCAGGAGCCUGAGGACGAAGAAGAUGACGAUGAUUCGUUCGAGGGCUUCGAGUCUGGUGAGGACGAUGAUGAGGACUCCGAGGCGGGCGAUGCGGAGACUUUGGUCGCUGAAGAAGAUGAUGAAGAAGACGAUGAGGCGGUCGAAGCAGAUCUUGCACGGAUAUCAGAAGCGUUGGCCAGUGCGAAAAAGAAGAGAAAGGCGUAA
Messenger RNA from Lasiodiplodia theobromae, 1755 nucleotides. RefSeq names its product Nucleolar GTP-binding protein 2 protein. The record is from RefSeq and is a predicted model, not a curated record. Gene Ontology annotation, molecular function: GTP binding. NCBI's taxonomy places the organism in Eukaryota, Fungi, Ascomycota, Dothideomycetes, Botryosphaeriales, Botryosphaeriaceae. Gene Ontology annotation, cellular component: nucleolus. The transcript is spliced from 3 exons. Bases 1 to 1755 code for a protein of 584 amino acids.